GCUUGCUGUAGUCCCAGACAGUUGACUCCAGUGAAGAAGCUAUGGACUUCGUUCACGCGCAACUUGCCGCUAUACAGAGUCAUCUAGCUUUUGUCUCUGUCGACCCUAUCGACUGGAAGACUUAUGUGCAGGCAUUUUCCUGGGCGGUGUGCCUAUUUGAGUCAUACCUCAUUGUUACCUUCAGCUUGCGCCAGUACCCGUUAUACAACAAAAAGGCACCCCCUCCCGCUCUAGCGGCGCAUUUCACAGACGAGGUCUUCGCGAAGUCUCAAACCUAUGGCAAGGACAAGGCGAAGUUCUCGCUCUUUGCUGGACUGUACAAGCAAGCUGUUGAUUCGCUAUUGCUUCACAUCGGCGUGUAUGCGUGGGCAUGGAGUGCUGGCGGGCGGGUAUUACGGUUCUUUGGCUAUGGAUCGGAAUAUGAGAUCCUCCAAUCAAUUGCUUUUACUUUCAUACUCUUCUUUGUCUCUUCGAUCCCCACACUUCCACUUUCUGUGUACCAGACAUUUGUUCUCGAGGAGAAGCACGGUUUCAAUAAGACAACACCGGGGCUAUUCGUCGUUGACCUGUUUAAAGGCUGGGCAAUCGGCAUCGUCAUUGCCCCUCCCUUCUUAUCCGCGUUCCUCUAUGUCUUCAAGUGGGCUGGUGACCGAUUCGUGCCUUGGCUCAUGGCAUUCUUGCUCGCGUUUCAGCUCAUCAUGGUCGUCAUCUACCCAACCAUAAUCCAGCCGCUUUUCAACAAGCUCUCUCCGCUUGUUGACGGGGAACUCCGCUCGCGCAUUGAAGCGCUGGCGUCGAAGCUCAAAUUUCCGCUCAAGCAUCUGUACGAGAUUGACGGCUCCAAACGCUCUUCUCACAGCAACGCCUACUUCUAUGGCCUCCCAUGGAGCAAACACAUCGUCAUUUUUGACACGCUGAUCAAACAGAGCAAGCCCGAUGAGGUGGAGGCCGUGCUCGCGCAUGAACUCGGUCACUGGUACUACCUCCACCCGACAAAGAUGCUACUUGUGUCGCAGCUGCAUCUCUUCUCCAUCCUCGCGCUCUUCCCGGCGUUCCUGCACGCGCCACCGGUGCUCCGCGUCUUCGACUUCCCUGCUGACGUCGCCGCGCGCCCGCCCACCAUCGUCGCGUUCCUCCUCUUCCAGAUGAUCAUCUCUCCCCUCGAGUCCGUCGUAGGCAUCGCCAUGAAUGCCGUCAGCCGGCGUUUCGAGUAUCAGGCAGACCAGUUCGCGUGCGAACUACAGCACAUGCUAAAAGCGGAGGACAUGGCUGACAUGGGCGACCGUCUCGGCCGUGCGCUGGUGGCGCUGCACGUCAAGAACCUCUCGACUGUCUGGGUGGACUGGCUAUACUCUGCAUACCAUCAUUCGCACCCGACCCUGACGGAGCGUUUGAAAGCUCUGGAGGGCUUCAAGGCGCGCAGUAUCGCUAUAACGAAAAAGGAGCUGUAG
Molecule: messenger RNA, 1451 nt
Organism: Postia placenta MAD-698-R-SB12
Lineage: Eukaryota; Fungi; Basidiomycota; Agaricomycetes; Polyporales; Adustoporiaceae
Exons: 8
Coding region: 42-1451 (469 amino acids)
Biological process (GO): CAAX-box protein processing
Cellular component (GO): endoplasmic reticulum membrane
Molecular function (GO): metalloendopeptidase activity
Source: RefSeq, a predicted model, not a curated record